This is a messenger RNA of Daphnia magna, 7030 nucleotides long. Its product is annotated as Down syndrome cell adhesion molecule-like protein Dscam2. The record is from RefSeq and is a predicted model, not a curated record. Gene Ontology annotation, cellular component: axon; plasma membrane. Gene Ontology annotation, biological process: homophilic cell-cell adhesion; axon guidance; dendrite self-avoidance. The coding region runs from base 542 to 6643 and encodes 2033 amino acids. Gene Ontology annotation, molecular function: cell-cell adhesion mediator activity. The transcript is spliced from 24 exons. Lineage: Eukaryota; Metazoa; Arthropoda; Branchiopoda; Diplostraca; Daphniidae.
GACAAAUAUGGCGGUUCCCACGAAGCACAUUUCGAAGAAAACUGUCUCAAAACCCUUUAAUAUUACAGCUCCAUUUUUUCUCCGACAUGGUCUAUGGAGGUAUUCUACGUUCGCACCAACAUCUUUCGAGGACAUGCGCCUUCAUCCAUUUUGAAGUUGACUAACUGUUCGUGAAGGACACAUCCCAAAAAGAAUGGCGUUCCAUCGUGGAGGUAGGCAAAAAUGGACAAUGAUUCGAAGUUGCUCGGAUAUUUCGUGGCUAUGAGAUCCCAAAAUCUAAAAAGGAAUGCAGGUAAUAUCAUUGAACUAACAAGCUCUUCAUCCGCAUGUCUCUACCGGAAGGGAACAAAAAAAAAGGAUACGGUGUGCACAUGGAUCGUUCAGUAGUCGGCGGGAUCGCGGCGGAGAAGGACGUGCACAUCAACGACAGUGUCACUGUGUGUGAUUUUUAUUUAUUUUUGGCGAAUGAACGUCAGAUUAUCCAGAAAGGACGUUACACAAUUGAAUUCGCAUUUUUUUUUUUUAAAGCCAGCCCUCCGGCAUGUUAUGCGCCGUCAUCUUCGCCAUUGCUGCGUUGCUGUUUAGCAGCUCGUGCGGAUGGCAAAGGUCGGAUAACAUUGGCAUUGCCGGAAUUCGGAUCGUCGAAUUCAGCAACUCUUCGUCGGUGAGCGUCGAUUGCGACUGGACAGUGGACGACGUAACGAGCAGACGACGCGCACCGCUACAGCAGCCGACGGCCAAUAAUAGGCCUAUCCAUCAGCAGCUGGCCAAUGGAGGCGGACUAGUUGCUGAUAAUGGUGACAGCGCCACGACAGACGGGCUAUCGUUAACUUGGCUCGACGCCAAUCGACAGCCCGUCGUCUCCAUUCCGGGCAUCAGGCACGUUCUGAGUAACGGAACUUUACAAUUCCCGGCUUACCGCGACGAUGCAUACCGAUCAGAUGUUCAUUCGGCAGAGUACAGGUGUCUUGCCAGCACGGCCACCGGAGCUCUUCUAAGUCCGCCCGUCAUAAUCCGCUCAGUGGUAAUUGGAGCGUUGCAGGUGUACGCUAGUGAUGCUUACACGCUGCCGGGCAACACGGCCGUCUUGCCCUGCCUAGUGAUGGUGCCAGUAGAACAGGCGUGGGCUGUCCAGGUGACGCAUUGGACGGUGAGCUCCGGCCCAAACAACCAACACCUGGUCGAUUCCCACGCCAUACCCCAACCCGGUGCCAAGUACGCGCUGAUUGGUGGCCAUCUGCACGUGGCUGACGUGUCGUUGGAGGACACGCAGCUGUCCUACCGUUGCUUUGCCCGGCAUCGUUUAAAUGGCCAGCAAAGACAGACUUAUUCCAGUCCGCCAGCUAAAAUCAUCUUUACUCAUCACCCGUCGUCGACUCAUCAACAAUCGCCGUUGGCUCCUCAACUCGUCCCCUUUGUGCCCGCACUCCAACAUCCGUCAACGUCGCUGAGGAUCAAGCACGUCCGGCUGGCGCACGAUGACAUCUACAUGACGUGCACGGUCUCCGCUUAUCCGCCCGCUAAAAUCAGGUGGUUUAAAGUGAAUCCGGCCAAUGGAGCAGCCGUCGCUUUAGUGACGGACGGCAGGCGGAUAUCGACUGGGGGCGACUGGUUCCGCAUCGGACAACCGAACGGUGAUGACGCUGGACGUUACCGAUGCCAGGCCACCAAUAGCCAGGGACAGAUGGAAGUGGAAUUCCGGCUGGAUGUUCACGGUCCAUUGCGCGCUCGACUUGAACCUCAACGUCAAGUGGUGGGUGUCAAUCAGCCAGCCGAGCUGACGUGUAACGUGUCCGGCUUGUUAUCUCCGCAAUUGAUGACACCGUCCAUCCGGUGGACGCGAAACGGAAUCGACAUUCCGGUGGAUGCUGGACGUUUUUACAUGCCUCAGUUGAAUGUCUUGCGGAUUAAUCGUGCAGCCGUCACAGAUUCCGGGAUGUAUCAGUGCUUUGUCCGCGUGGAUACCACCGGCCAGUUCCAGCAGCAGUCGGUCGUGUCUCAGGCCCUGUCCGGAAGUUACCAGCACGUACAGGCCAGCGCUGAACUAAUUGUGCGCGAUUCGGCUCCCUCCAGACUGACGGAUGUCUUUAAUGAACAAAUGGUCUAUCCGGGUCGUCCAGCUUUUCUUCAUUGUUCCGUCUCGAGCCACGGUAGCCCUAGUCCGCCAUCUAUCGCUUGGACUGUCGAUUCGUUGACUAUUCCAUAUACUUCCGGCCGGGUGUCGACAUCGUCGCAUUUGCUGGACAACAGCGCCAUCAUCCGGAGUUAUUUGAAUAUCAGUUCAUCCGAAGUGGAAGAUGGCGGAUUGUAUUGUUGCUCCGUUCUUCAUCCGGCGAUGGGAGCUGGACAGUUGGAUUAUUUGGAUACGUUUCAAUUGAACGGGCAGGAACAACACUGCGCCCGGUUGAAUGUUUACGGUAUCCCCGUUAUUCGAUGGGCAGGCAACAAAACAGCUGUGGCUGGCCAGGAUUAUAAUCUCGACUGCCCGUUUGCUGGUUAUCCAGUUCAAUCCGUCACGUGGCUAAGAGCAGGUCAAUUGAUCAAGGAGACGGACAACAAGUACAAAAUGUUUGCCAAUGGAACGUUGAGGAUUUCUGCUAUGGAACCAGCUGUUGAUGGAGGAGAAUACACGUGCGCAGUCAAAGGAUCUGGGUCGUCGAUAGCCAAAAAGGCACUUUACGUCGAAGUUAUUCGACCUCCGGUUAUCGAACCGUUUGGUUUCCCAAUGCAAGUGCAAGAUGGCGGUCGUACUCAGGUGACGUGUUCCAUCUCGUCUGGUGAUCUGCCUAUCAAAGUCAGCUGGACGAGAGACGGCCGGCCCAUCGCUGCCAAUUUAAAUGUUGAAAUGCAAACGGGCGAAUUCCACAGUUUACUCAUUUUCAAGAAACUAAGAGGCGAACACAGUGGUGUCUACACUUGCACGGCCCGUAAUUUGGCCAAAGCGGCCAGUCACAGCGCCGUGUUACUCGUUCAAGUUCCACCGAAAUGGAUCGUAGAACCACAAGACGCAGCCUUGCUGGAAAACUACCCGGCCAGCAUCCCGUGCCAGGUGCAUGGAAUGCCCCCGCCUAGCGUCCGCUGGUUCCGUAUGGACGGUGAAAACAACAUCGCUGUCCAUUCGUCCAGCAAGGUCAGUCUACUGCCUGACGGAUCACUCCGUUUCUCCAGGAUGAGCAAAAGCGACGAAGGGCUGUUCCAGUGCCGAGCCGGCAACAAUAUCGCAAGUGCCUUGUCUAAAACUGUUCGAAUCAGCGUCAAUGCGGCUGCGAAGGUGAGGAUUCACACGAGUGGCGCCAUUUUCCCUACCGGAUCAGAAGCUUUGCUCCGUUGCGAAGGCUCGGGUGAUCCGCCGAUGACCAUCCACUGGAAGCGAUUCGAUCAGCUGAUUGAACCCCAACAACAAAUGGAACGUUUCCAAUUGUCCAGUUCGACAUUGGACGGUCGUGACUUCCUCGAUUUGAACAUUAGCCGAAUCGAAGCAGACGACGGUGGUGUCUACGUUUGUCAGGCGGCCAAUCUUUACGGAAGCGAUGCAUCUGAUAUUCGCCUGAUUGUCCAGGAACUUCCAAAAGCUCCUGGACAACUUCAGUUGACUUCCAUCCAGAGCCGAUCCGCUGAACUGCAAUGGCUGGACGAUGAGGAGGUUGAUCCGUUGCUGGAAUAUCGCGUCCAGCUGACCAGACCAGGCACUACGGGCUGGACAUUCAAUCAAACCAUCGAAGCGAGAGGGCGAAGCCUCGUCACACUGCCUCAUCUUCAUGCAUUUACUGUUUACGAGGUGCAAGUGAGUGCAAUCAACUCAGCUGGAAUAGGUCCACCUUCUGCUCCUGUUCAGUUUCAAACUCACGAAGAAGUACCUGCUGGACCUGUACGACACGUCCAGGCAGAAGCGAAAUCUUCUCGUUCGGCACUCGUCUCUUGGCUGCCUCCCAACGAAGAGACUUGGAACGGUCGUUUGGUGACGUUCACUGUCACUUGUGUGGAGACGAGCGGAAACGGCCAAAUAAUCCAGCGGAGUGUCGCUCAUCUUUCCCCGGAUUCUAAACCUGUUCGGCGCAUCCAGGUGACGAUAGAAAAUCUUGUUCCAGCGACGGUUUACGCUGUCACUGUUCGAGCUUUGAAUCGGAUGGGUGCCGGCCCGGAAUCCGAGCCUCCCGUAGCUCUAACUACACCCGAAGCCCCGCCUACUUCACCUCCAAUCAACUUACAUUGCGUCACGUUAUCGGCUGACGCCAUCCAGUUGACUUGGACUCACCCGAUCGCGGCUCAUCAUAACGGACAUUUGCAGGGCUUCCGGAUAUUUUACAAAGUCUUGUCCAGCAACAGUGUCGUUGGCAAUCAUCAUAGAUUAGCUCUAGCCGAUGAGCUUUCGUCUUUUGUCCGCCCGGAAUCGAAGAGGGUCGGACCGAGUCUUCUCGAUUCCGUUCUGUAUGGAUUGCAAGCGUAUCACAAUUACAGUAUCCAGAUAUCUGCAAUCAAUCGAGCUGGUAAUGGACCUCCGAGUGUUCCAGUCGUCUGCCAAACGGAUGAAUCCGUUCCGGGUGCCGUACAAGAAGUCAAAGCUUCUAGUGUGUCCAGUUCGUCCAUCGUGGUGACUUGGCGCCGUCCAACACCUCCUGGCGGCCGGAUAAUGUAUUAUGUGAUCCAGUUGAAAGAUACCGUCACCCAGGAAACGAAAAGGUUUAUGCAACACGAAACGGACAACGCACUGGAACAUCAAGUUAAUCAGCUGGUAGAAAACCGGCUGUACGAAGUCAGUAUCACAGUCAAAGGACGAGCUGGAGAAGGUCGUCCGUCGCGAACUCUUACCGUCACACCAAUGGCCAAAAGUGGCGCAAAGAUAUUGGAAUUUUCCAGGACGAUUUGGAUUGAUGAACAGCAGCGAGCAGAAAAUGUAAUCCUUUCCUGUCCGGCGACAGGAACGAAUCCAGUGGAGAAAACCUGGACAUUUGCUGGCCAACCUCUCAGUAGUAAUCCGCACUUGAACUACCGCUGGGAUAAAGAUGGCGCGCUCCAGCUGUUGGAAGUGGACCGGCACGUCGAAGGCGAUUACGCCUGCACGGCUCGCAACCAACACGGACGUGAUGCCGUCGUCUUCACGGUGCACUUGCUCCGCCCUCCGGAAAUUCCGCAAUUGUCUGUUACACCAACGUCGACCUCAUCUAUCCGUCUGUGGUGGAACAAACCGUCCAGCAGCGGCAGCAAGUUGAGCACCUUGUUAGCCGUGUUGGAGUAUGUGGUGUCCUAUCGUCCGGCUCUUGUCGGAUCGGCUGUCCAGGAGAAAUCAGUGGAUGGAAAUGAAGAUGGCACAAUUCUAGAUGGUCUUCUGUGCGGCACUCAAUACGAACUGCAAGUCCAGGCUAGGAAUCAAAUCGGUUUAGGACAGAAAAGUCCUUUGUUAAGAGCCAUGACUCGUGGAUCAGGACCAGCGAGUUGGCCGGAAUCGUCCAGUUUGUUUGGUUUCUCAGCCGCAAUGCCAGCAACGCUUUUCAUUCAUUUGGAUCACUGGCCAACAGGUGGAUGUCGAAUCAGUUCAUUUCAAGUUGAAAAGCGAGGACCCGUUCAAUCAGGCCAAAUGGAUCAUUCUUCCGGAAACUGGAACACUUUGGCUUCCAAUCUCAAUCCGGACGAGCAGCCCAUGCUCAAAGUGAGCGACUUUGUCGAUGAUGAAACAUAUCAAUUGAGAUUAACUGCCACUAGCGAUUCCGGAAUCCACUCCGUCUCGUACAACGUCCGUCGUAUCUCAGGAAGAAAAGUGGAACACAAUGGAUCGGCUUUCGAUGUUGUACCAAUGACGACACCUGUCGGACAAUCGAUCAGUUACGAAUCAUUGAUUGUCAUCGCAUCCAUGUCGAUAUCAGGGAUUAUGUUGCUCUUCUCGUUGGCUGCCAUCACUUACGUCAUCCACAAGAGGAAAGAAUAUCAAGCCAACGCGGCAUCUGCGGUAGCAGCUGCCGGUUUAUCCGCCAAGAGCGAAUACUCGCUGCGAACGGUCGCCGAGCAGCUGGACAACCAAGCGAUGGAUGACAAUCCGAACCAGCUGUUCCAGCAGCACGGCCGUUCACUGCCCAGGUCGAAUGGCAUGAACGGUAGUAGUUAUUCUCUACGCAAACAAAUUGAUUUCGACGAGGAUGACGAUGAUGAUGGUGAUAUCACGCCGUACGCCACGUUCACGUUGAAGCCUAUCAAUGGGAUGGACACGUGUCGUUCGCUCAUGUCCGCACCGUCCGCUGCGUCCAGUGGACUUCCGGACGACAGUCAUUCGCCCAAUAGCAUCGAAGCGGAUGUCAAUGGAGUUUUAUACGGCCAUCAUCCGACAUUGCCUUGCAUGUCGUUGAUGCAACAACCUCCACCCCAUCCAGCACACGUCUACCGUCACCUCAAUCGAUCACCUGUGCCACCCUAUCGGCCGUCUUGCGAACCUUCCACCUUAUCAACUGCGGACUCGCUUUACGGCGAAUCCACCUACACAUCUACGAUUACUAGCAAGAAGAACUCAUCAAUUCAACAUAUCCAUCAUCCGCCUGUCUUGUCUGGGAGGAACAGUGUAGGCAGGGCAGUGAGGAAACAACAACGGAUGAGUUCGAAUCAUUCCACGCACGUUGCAAGACGACCAGAUGGAUCGUGGAGUUACAAUCCGUGAUAAGCAUUUACAAGGAAAUCAUUCCCCCCCCCCCCACACACACACACGUUGAGAUGCAGCAUCCGAAUAGGAAGAAUCUUUUAUGGAUAAAACAGAGACGGAAGCUUCCAGUGGGCGCAUCGUUGUGAAUUAUUGAAUAUACUGAUUUUCUUCUUCCCCAUCCCACCGCAAUUCUACUUCCUUGUUGUUACAGCUCCUGUUUUUUUUGUUUUUUUUUAAAGAGGAUUUUCAAUCCGGAAAAGAUGGUAGUGGUGGUGGGAAGGGAUUUCAUUCUUUUGAUUCUCGUAUUUCUUGUUUUGUUUCCCUAAACCAAUUUUCUCCCCUUUUCAAUUCCGGAUUGGGAUUUAUAUAGCGGCAGACAUACACUCUAUGAUCUCUUGUGUUUUA